Molecule: messenger RNA, 833 nt
Organism: Saccoglossus kowalevskii
Lineage: Eukaryota; Metazoa; Hemichordata; Enteropneusta; Harrimaniidae
Product: protein FAM177A1-like
Source: RefSeq, a predicted model, not a curated record
GAGAUGGAGGGUACGGAAAUGAAAGACGUUGCGGCGGAAAAUAUUGUCUUAGAAGAGUCUUCUAAUCAGAGAAAAGAUGAAGGGUUUGAAACCAUUCAUUUAGAAGAAGGUAGAAAGAAGAAAGUGCCAAGAAGAGUGAUACACUUCAGUGAUGGUGUGAUAGAAGAAUACAGUACAGAUGAAGAAGAAGAAGAAGAAAAAGAAGAUAAACCACUCAUAGAUCCUUCAACUCUUACAUGGGGACCUUACUUAUGGUAUUAUACAGUAGCAGCAUCAUUUGGAGCACUAGGAGCAUGUGAGUAUUUGGGUGAAAAGUUAGCUUGGUUUUUUGGCAUCACAUCACCAAAAUACCAGUACGCGAUUGAUGAAUACUAUAGGAAUCUUAGAGAGGAAAAAGAGGAAGCAGAGCAGGCAAAAAGGGAUUGGGAAGAAGAACAAGGGAAUAUAAUAGCAAAGUUGAGUCAAGUUGAAGGCGGUGAUGCUGUUGUGGAUGACGAGAUUGAUAUAACCGCAUAACACCUACACUAUAAUUACAACUGGUUUUGUAAUUUCACUCGCCUCGUAUAUCAACUUUGUCACAAUUCAGAUUCACAACCUUUAUUUAUUAAAAGUUUUUUCAGUUGAUCUUAUUGUUAUGCAAAUGAUAUCUUUCUAUUGACAAGUUUUGUAUAUAAUGAAAUAUUUCCUAAUUUUGAUAUAAAUUAAACAUUGUGAAAUGGUGUUAAAAAAAAAGUCGUAUUUGAAAAUAAUUAAGUUUCCUGAGAAAGAAGACAAAUAUUAAUAUCAUAUUCACUUAGGUAAAUGAGUUGGGUUUUUGCUUAAAAUAUAUAUUU